Insectozyma verbasci is the source of this 3009-nucleotide messenger RNA. The record is from the annotation of a GenBank genome assembly. NCBI's taxonomy places the organism in Eukaryota, Fungi, Ascomycota, Pichiomycetes, Serinales, Debaryomycetaceae.
AUGAGUUAUUCAUCAUUAAAUCAAUAUCAUCCAAAUGAUUUAUUAGAAGAACAAGAUUUAGAAGGUAUCAUUGAUAUAGACAAUAAUGAUUCGCAUUCUAAUUCUCAUUCUCAGUCUCAUUCUCAUUCUCAUUCUCAUUCACAUUCUCAUUCUCAUUCACAUUCUCAUUCUCAUAAUAAUGAAAAUGAAAAUUUAGACGCACAAGAUUUACCAUCUCAUGCUUGUGCUUAUUGUGGUAUCCAUUCUCCAAGUUCAGUUAUUAAAUGUACAACUUGUAACAAGUGGUUUUGUAAUGCCAAAACUAAUUCAACAAGUAGUCACAUUGUUACUCAUUUAGUUAUGUCCAGACACAAUCAAGUAAGUACUCAUGGUGAAUCUGAAUUGGGUGAAACAAAUUUAGAAUGUUACAAUUGCGGUAAUAAAAAUGCAUUUGUUUUAGGUUUUGUUUCUGCUAAACAAGAUAAUGUCGUUGUUAUAUUAUGUAGAUUACCUUGUGCAAAAUCAAAAGAUAUUAAUUGGGAUACUAAUCAUUGGCAAGCUUUAAUUGAAGAUCGUCAAUUUUUGCCAUGGGUUGCCACAGUGCCACCAGAAGAUGAUUUAAUUAAUUCAAAAUUAGUUACUCCUCAACAAAUUACUAAAUUAGAAGCUCAAUGGAGAUUAAAUAGAGAUGCAACUAUUAAUGAUAUUGAGAAUAAUGAUGCAAAAGAAGAAGAAGUAUUACCAAUUUUAAUGAGAUAUAAUGAUGCUUUUCAAUAUCAAAGAUCUUUUGCUCCUUUAGUUAAAUUAGAAGCUGAUUAUGACAAAAAUUUGAAGGAAUCUCAAGCUUUAGAGCAUAUUCAAGUUAAAUGGUCAAUUGGUUUAAAUAAUAAACAUUUAGCCUCAUUUACUUUAUCAACUUUUGAAUCAAGUGAGUUGAAAGUUGCUGUUGGUGAUGAAAUAAUUUUAAGAUAUAAUGGAUCACAUCAUGAACCUUGGGAAGGUAAUGGAUUUAUAUUAAGAUUACCAAAUGCCUAUCAAGAAGAAUUUACUUUAGAAUUAAAUCCAUUUAAAAAAUCUCCACCAACUGAUUUAAAUAAUGAUUUUACUGCUGAAUUUGUUUGGAAAGGUACUUCAUAUGAUAGAAUGCAAUAUUCAAUGAAGACUUUUGCCACUGAUGAAGAAUCAGUUUCAUCUUAUAUUUAUCAUAAAUUAUUAGGUCACGAAGUUAAUCCUAUUGAAUUUGAUACUCAUUUACCAACUAAAUUUUCACAUCCAAAAUUAAAUGAAUUAAAUAUUUCUCAAAUUAAUGCAGUUAGAUCUGUUUUACAAAGACCUUUAUCAUUAAUUCAAGGUCCACCAGGUACUGGUAAAACAAUUACCUCAGCAACUAUUAUAUAUCAUUUAUCUAACCUUAAUAAAGGUAAGAUUUUGGUUUGUGCUCCAUCAAAUGUUGCUGUUGAUCAUUUAGCAGCAAAAUUAGAUUUAUUAGGUUUAAAAGUUGUUAGAUUAACUGCAAAAUCAAGAGAAGAUGUUGAAAGUUCAGUUAGUCAUUUAGCUUUACAUAAUAUAGUUGCAUCACAAGCAAAAGGUGAAUUUAAAAAAUUAAUUAAAUUAAAAAAUGAAGUUGGUGAAUUAUCAGUUGAUGAUCAAAGAGAUUAUUAUAAAAAUUUGAAAAAUUCAGAAAUUAAAAUUUUAAAUAAAUGUGAUGUUGUUUGUUGUACUUGUGUUGGAGCUGCUGAUAAAAGAUUAAAUCAAUUUCAAUUUAGAACAGUUUUAAUUGAUGAAUCAACACAAGCUUCAGAACCAGAAGUUUUAAUUCCAAUAGUUAAAGGUGCUAAACAAAUUAUAUUGGUUGGUGAUCAUCAACAAUUGGGUCCUGUAAUUUUAGAUAGAAAAGCGGCUGACGUUGGUUUAAAACAAUCAUUAUUUGAAAGAUUGGUAUUUUUAGGUCAUAUUCCAAUAAGAUUAGAAGUCCAAUAUAGAAUGCAUCCAUGUUUAUCAGAAUUUCCAAGUAAUAUGUUUUAUGAAGGUAGUUUACAAAAUGGUGUUACUAAUAAUGAUAGAUUAAUAGAAGAUUCAAGAUUUCCAUGGCCUGUACCUGAUUCACCAAUGAUGUUUUGGGCAAAUUAUGGUAGAGAAGAAUUGAGUGGUUCAGGUAAUUCAUAUUUAAAUAGAGUUGAAGCAAUGAACGUUGAAAAAAUUAUUACUAAAUUAUUUAAAGAUGGUAUUAAACCAAAACAAAUUGGUGUUAUUACACCUUAUGAAGGUCAACGUGCUUAUUUAGUUCAAUUUAUGUCAUUAAAUUCAACUUUAUUGGAUAGAAAAGAUGAUUAUCUUGAAGUUGAAAUUACUUCAGUUGAUGCUUUUCAAGGUAGAGAAAAAGAUUUUAUUAUAUUAUCAUGUGUUAGAGCAAAUGAAGCACAAAGUAUUGGAUUUUUAUCUGAUCCAAGAAGAUUAAAUGUUGCUUUAACAAGAGCAAAAUAUGGUUUAAUUGUAUUGGGUAAUCCAAGAGCAUUAUGUAGAAAUAGAUUAUGGAAUCAUUUAUUAAUUCAUUUUAGAGAAAAAGGAUGUUUGGUAGAUGGUCCUUUGGAUAAUUUACAAUUAUCAAUGGUUCAAUUAAAUAAUUAUCAACGAAAUAGUAAUUUGAAUAAACCAUUUAAAGGUGCUACUUCGAAAAGAUUUGGAGCUCCAUCAACUAAUUUUACAUCAACCGAUUUUGAUUCUGCAAGUAUUUUAUCAUAUGAUAAUGGUUCAAGAAAAAAUGAAAAUAAACAACAAUUAUCAAAUUCUCAAUGGCCUGUAUUAAAUUCAAACAAUGAAUUUAAUGAUAUAAAUUCAAACAAUGAAUUUAAUAAUAUAAAUUCAAACAAUGAAUUUAAUAAUAUAAAUUCAAUUAGUUCAAAUUUUUACAGUAAAUUGAAUAAAUGGGAUAAGAGUUUUGAUGGUGGUAGAUAUAGUAAUGAUAAUAUUGAAGAUGAUAUUAGAAGUAUUACAAGUUCUUUUGCUGCUGGAUUAAAUUUAAAUUUUUGA